AUGUCAGUUACUACUACUACCACCAUUACGACAACUUUUUCAUCAGAAAUAUUGGCAUGGACGUUAAUCAUAAUAACACUUUAUUUUGCACAAUUUUACUUUAAAUAUUUUAACAGAUCAUAUCCACUACCAGGUCCUUUACCUUUACCGAUCGUAGGCAAUAGACUUCAAUAUCGUGGUAAUCCUGCCACUUGGUCAAAAGAUUUAUACUCAAAGUAUGGAGAUAUUUGUGAGCUUUAUAUGGGAAACGAAAGACAAAUUUGGAUAUCAAGGGGUGAUUUGGCUGCCAAAAUCUUUAGUCCCUUAGCGAGCAACAAUUUUCUCAUACGCAUAACACCAAACCAAGGAUUGGACGAGAUUGAUAUGACAACUAAAGGCUUGACAUUUAAUCUUAAUGUGAACAAUUGGUAUUUUAAUCGACAAUUCUUCAAUAAGGCCAUCACAUCACCAAAAUUCAUUAAACAAGCAAUUGUUUGGACACAAAAUGUUGACGUUAUGGUAGUAAAUAUAUCAGAAUGGAUAGUUAGAUUCAUAAUGGAAGUUGUGGUAAUGAUGACUACCAAUAAACGAGUACAUUCAAUGGCAAACUAUUAUCACAAUAAACUUGCCACCAACAAAAUGCCUAAACAAUCUGAUAUAGUGCUUCAAGAGUCUGAAGAAUUGAUAAAAAAUAUUCAUAGCUGGCUAGUUGGAUUACAGUUUUUCAUGGAUACAUCUGAAUUUUCACGCAAGUUUAUACCAAGCGCUAAACAAAAAGCCGAAGAAUUGAGAGCAGAGAUUGAUAAAUUGAAUAACACCUUUUUGAAUUAUGUCAAAGAGCGUAGAUCAGAGAUUGAUAAUACUAGUCCGGAGGAAUUGUUAACACCUGAUAUUUUAACAAUGUUGUUGACAGUUAAUACAUCUCGUGAUAUUACUUCAAAUAUCAGAGAUGAUCAACAUACAAGACCAUUAACUGAUGAUGAAAUUCGUGGUAAUUUAUUGGAAGUAAUCGGAGCUGGUAUUGAUACUACAGCAAAUACUUUUGCAUUCAUAGUGUAUCAUGUAGCACAUUAUCCUGAAGUGAAGAAACAAAUGUUAGAAGAAUUAAAUCAAGUGUUCAACGGUGAUCCAGACAGACCAAUCACGUACGAAGAUAUAAAUAAGUUAACUUAUUGUGAUGCUAUUAUUAAAGAAGUGUCUCGUCUAAUGUCAAUCGUACCAAUUAUUUUUCGAACAUCUAUUCAAGAUGACACAAUAGCAGGUAAAACAAUUCCAGCGUCAACACAAUUCAUGAUAAACACGCCAAUGAUACACAGACACCCACUGCAAUGGCGUGAUGCUGAAAAAUUUGAUCCAUCACGAUUUCUAAAUAAAACCACACCAAAACAUUCUUUUUUGAUGUUUGGUAAUGGACUUCGAAUGUGUCCAGGCAAACAAUUGGCCAUGUCACAAAUCAAAACUUUAAUUUGUCUAUUAUAUAGGAAAUAUGAUGUUGAAUUGGAGGAUAUGAGUGCUCCAUUGAAAUUUCAUUAUAGUAUUGUCAAACAUUGUGAUGAUUUGAAAAUUAGGAUUAAACCUAGAAUAUUUGGAAAGAAGAAUAAUGACUGUUGA
Molecule: messenger RNA, 1590 nt
Organism: Entrophospora candida
Lineage: Eukaryota; Fungi; Glomeromycota; Glomeromycetes; Entrophosporales; Entrophosporaceae
Source: the annotation of a GenBank genome assembly